Molecule: messenger RNA, 2481 nt
Organism: Acanthosepion pharaonis
Lineage: Eukaryota; Metazoa; Mollusca; Cephalopoda; Sepiida; Sepiidae
Source: the annotation of a GenBank genome assembly
AUGUUUUCUUAUUUGUCACUGCUGCCCAAACCUUCUUCUACUUUUUACAGAAGUUUACUUCAGCAUACCUUUUUCUUUCAUUUCUUUUCUUUUUCAUUUGUUUUGUACAAAAUCUUUCUUUAUAGUCUUUCUUUUUCUUUAUUCUUUCUUUCUUUCUAUUUUAGAAUUAACUUAAACUCAUUCUUUAUUUUUUAUUUCCAUUCUAUUGUUUAUGUCUGUAAAUAUUCUUUUGAAGCCAGACUUUUCAAUCUAUCUCACUCUUUCUUUCUUUCUUUCUUUCUUUCUUUCUUUCUUUCUUUCUUUCUUGAUUGCUUGUUUGUUUCUUUCUUUCUCUUUGGCUAUCUUUCUUUCAUUUCUUUCUUUCUUUCUCUCUUUCUUGAUUGCUUGUUUCUUUCUUUCUUUCAGUUUAGCUAUCUUUCUUUCUUUCUUUCUUUCUUGCUUGCUUGCUUCAGUUUUUCUGUCUUUCUUUCUUGCUUGCUUGCUUGUUUCCUUGCUUUAGUUUUUCUUUCUUUCAUUGUUCCUUUCUUUCUGUUUUCUUUCUUUCUUUAUUGCUUGUUUGCUUCCUUGUUUCAGUCUUUCUUUCUUUCUUGCAUUGGUUCUUGCUUGUUUCCUUGCUUCAGUUUUUCUUUCUUUCUUUCGUUUUGUUCGAUUUUGCUUAUUUCAUUCAUUCAUUUCUUCUUUCUUUUUUGUUUCAAGCUUCAUUCAUUUGGUCUUUCUUUCUUUCAGUCUUUAUUCAUUCAUUUUUUUCAGGUUUCUUUCUUUCCUUCGUUCGGGAUUCUUUCUUUCUUUCUUUUUUUCUUUCUCUCUUUCUAUUUCUUUACAUCUUUCCUUUAUUUUUCUUUUACACAUCAUUUUUUAAUUUUCUUUCAUUUUCAUUCUUCUCUCCUCUUUUGCAAAUUUUCUUUCUUUCUUCUUCUUAUUCUUCAAGAAUUCAGUUUGCUUACUUUCGUUCUUUGCCGACAUUUUUCAUUCUUACCUGUUCAUUUGACUAAAGCUUUAAUUUUCUAUUUUCAUAAUUCUAAGAAGACCUUUUUGUUUCAAUGCUUCUCGCCUCUACCACUGCCUUCCUUUCUCCUUUCUUUCCUUCUUUACCACAUCCCUUCCUUCCUUCCUUCCUUCCUUCCUUCCUUCCUUCCUUCCUUCUUUCUUUCCGUCUUUCUUUCUUUCCUUUCUUCUUUCCUUCCUUCUUUUCGUCUUUCUUUCUUUCUUUCUUUUCUUUUUCCCCCUCUCUCUCCCUUCCUUCCUUGUUUCCUUGUUUCCUUCUUUGCUUCCUUCCUUCCUUCCUUGCGUCUUUCUUUCUUUCCUUUCUUUUCUUUCUUCCCCCUCUCUCCCUUCCUUCCUUGUUUCCUUCUUUGCUUCCUUCCUUGCUUCCUUCCUUCCUCCUUUUCCUUCCUUCCUUCUUUCCUUCCUUCCUUCCUUCCUUCCGUCUUUCUUUCUUUCCUUUCUUUUCUUCCUUCCCUCCUCUCUCCCUUCCUUCCUUAUUUCCUUUAUUGCUUCUUCCCUUCUUUCCUUCCUUCCUUCCUUCCUUCCUUCCUUCAUUCUUCAUUCCAUCCAUUCUUUCGCCCUUCUAUCUCUUUUUCCUUCCUUCCUUCCUUCCUUCCUUCCUUCCUUCCUUACAUUAAUGAUAUCAUUUGGCGCUCUACUUUCUCCUCUCUUGAUUCUCUAUAUUUUUUCUUUCUCCUCCUUUGUUUCCAUUUCUUCUUCUUCUUUUUCUCCUCCCUUGUUUUCUUUUCUUUUUCUUUUCUCUUCCCUUCUUUUCUUUUCUUCUUUCUUCUCUUCCUUGUUUUUCUGUGUCUUCCCGUGAUUCUCUUUCUUCUUCUUUGUUCUCGUUUGUUUCUCUUUCUUUCUUUCUUUCUUUCUUUCUUUCUUUCUUUUUCUUUCUUCAUCUUCUUCUUCUUCUAUCCCCAUCCCCUCCCUUGUUUCUCUUUCUUCUUCUUUGUUCUCGUUAGUUUCUCUUUCUUUCUUUCUUUCUUUCUUUCUUUCUUCCUUUCUUUCUUUCUUUCUUCAUCUUCUUCUUCUUCUAUCCCCAUCCCCUCCCUUGUUUCUCUUUCUUCUUCUUUGUUCUCGUUUGUUUCUCUUUCUUUCUUGUUUUUUCUCUUUCUUUCCUUCUUUCUUUCUUUAUUUUUUUUCUUUUUUUUCUUUUCUUUCUUUCUUUCUUUCUUUCUUUCUUUCUUCUUCUUCUUCUUCUUCUUCUUCUUCUUCUUCUUCUUCUUCUAUCACCAUCCCCUCCUUUGUUUCUCUUUCUUCUACUUUCUCCUCCUUUAUUUCUCCAUUUUCCUGGUCACCUCUCCUUCAAUUUUCUGUUUUAGCUUCUCAUUCCUAUUCUCCUUCAUUCUUUACUCUUUCGUUUCUUCUUUCCCACUCUCUUUAGCUUCUCUUCUCCCUUCCUUUUACUUCUUAUUCUCUCCAUUCUCGCCUUUUUCUCAUCCCUUUCCUUCCUUUCACUUUGUAUCCUCUCUUCACUUCUUUCUUUUUCAUUGA